AUGGCCCGUCUGCUCAGCUUCCUGGCCCUGGUGGCCCUCUGCCUGGCCCUUGUCUCUGGCGAGCCGCUGCGGCAGCCUCUGCUGCGAAAACACCACCCUCGCGACGCUGCAGAGGACAAUGCCGUCUUCUUGCUGCACAAUCUCUCGCUCAAGCUCUUUCACAAGCGAGCUGCCGUGGCCGACCCGGUGCCUGGCGCUGCUGGGGCCGAGGAGGCUGCCCGCCGCAAGGUCCUGCGCCGCCAGAACACCGGCGACAUCCCCACGGCCACGCCAACGGGUACGGACUCUGACUCUGCCUCUCCCACUGCCUCUCCAAGCCCUACUGCGUCCCCUACUGCGUCUCCUCCUACGUCUCCUCCUGCUUCUCCUCCUGCGUCUCCCACGACGGACGGCUCAUCCUCUUCUCAUGCAGACACGCCCACAAAACCGCCCUCCAACUCGCCCACCAGCAACCCCCCUACCAAUCCUCCUACCAGCAGCCCUACCAAUCCGCCUACCAACAGCCCUACCAGCAGACCUACGGACUCUCCAACGGCGUCUCCAACGGACUCUCCAACUUCUUCGCCUACGCAGCCUCCAACCCGGCCUCCCACUAGCCCGCCUACCAGCUCUCCUACCAAUCCGCCUACCAGCUCGCCCACGGACAGCCCUACCAAUUCGCCUACCAGCACGCCAAACGAGACCUCCAACCAGCCUACAUCUCAGCCGUCCAUGACCAGCCAGAGACCAACCAGCCAGGACACCACUCUCGUCACCGAGACCUCGCCCACGCCCACGCCCACCAGGGCUUCCUCGGAGACCUCGCCGCCAGCCACCACCGAGCCGCCGUCCACCACCACCCGGCCUCGCUCCUCGUCCACCUCGACCUCCAUUGGCGUGGUCACCGAGGCCGACGGCUCCGUCCACACAUACACCUCCGUCGUGGUCGUCUAUCCAACGCCCUCUGACGGUGGCAACGGCGGGUCUCCAGCGUCUCCAACUGCCUCGCCAACGCUGCAGAACGGCGCUGCUCCCGUGGCCAGCGUCGGCCUGACCGGUGUCUUUGCCGCCGUCCUCGGUGGUGCCGUCGGUGUUGCUCUUGUCCUUUAA
This is a messenger RNA of Trichophyton benhamiae CBS 112371, 1089 nucleotides long. Its product is annotated as extracellular serine-threonine rich protein. NCBI's taxonomy places the organism in Eukaryota, Fungi, Ascomycota, Eurotiomycetes, Onygenales, Arthrodermataceae. Bases 1 to 1089 code for a protein of 362 amino acids. The record is from RefSeq and is a predicted model, not a curated record. The transcript has a single exon.